CUAGGUAAUUUAAAUAGCUCCUUGCGCAAUUUGAUGAAUAGUGUCGCUGAUACAGAUGAAGGCAGGCAUGUUGAUAGACAGACAGCUGUAACAGAGAGGAGAGGAAGAGGAGCUGCGUCAUGUCUCCUCCUCACGGCUACAUGUAACCAUUCAUCAGCGGAGCUGGAUGUCGGGGAGAGUUUGCUCAACUAUUACCGUCACCGUGCCGUCCCGGGCUUCAUGUUGUGUUGCUUUGCCUUUUUCUGGAAAGCUAUGGAGACCACAACGUGUCUAGUCUAAGUGCGCUGUGUCGAGCUUAUUGUGAUUUUUUUUUUUUCUCACCGUCUCAAACUUGAACGCAGGAGGAAAAGCUUCGGCUCGACAAGGAGCCGCUGAGGGCCCACAUCAGUAUGGUGAACAGCCAAGCGUCAGGCGUACCGCCGGCCCCCAGGUCGUGUGCAGGAUGUGGGGGGAAGAUCGCCGACCGCUUCCUGCUCUUCUCCAUGGAGCGCUACUGGCACACUCGCUGCCUCAAGUGCUCUUGCUGCCAAGCCCAGCUGGGGGACAUUGGCACCACCUGCUACAGCAAAGGGGGCAUGAUUUUGUGUCGGAGCGACUACAUCAGACUGUUCGGGCACAGCGGGGCGUGCAGCGCCUGCGGCCAGUCGAUCCCAGCCAACGAAAUGGUGAUGAGGGCACAGGGAAAUGUUUAUCAUCUCAAGUGUUUCAGCUGUGCCACCUGUAGAAACAGACUGAUGCCCGGCGAUCGCUUCCAUUACAUCAACGGUACAAUCUUCUGUGAGCACGACAGACCCGGCGCUGCCUUGCUCAACAGCCACCUGCCCCCACUUCAGAGCAACAACGUGUUGACAGACCAGAAGGUAUGCUGAGGGGCAGGAACGCUGCGUGUUGCCCUCGCCCUUCCUCCCGAAUCUUCACUUCUUCUCUCCUGCUACUGUCGCCGUUGUUGUGGAUUCUCAUCACCGCCCUGCCUCUCUUCCUCGGAGAGGACGCCGUUUCUCACAGAGAUACCCUGUCCUGUCACCAUAUCACAGACUCUAUACACCACAUACAGAGUUGCAUUUAUGUAGUGUUCGAUGUUAAAGUGGUCCGUGCAUCAUGCAAAGACUUACAGAAUGUGUGUGGACAAAGGCUCCUUCAGGACUGAGAGAAAGCUGGAGGACAAUAAUGAGGAUGAAAGCCUACACCGUCCACCGGAAGACGGAACAAAAGAAUGCUUAAAUGAACGUUUGAUGGACUGCAGUAAAAUGACUGUCAAAGCUUUGCUUAUGACAUGUGGCAUUAUUUCCCCUGAGUGUCAGUGUUUUUAAAGAACUCUUGAUCUCUCUCUUGUAUAUGUUAAUCUGAGAUUUUACACACUGGGGUUUGAAUAUAAAAUUGAUGGGUUUCAGGCAAGAAUCCAGGGCAUCUGAAAAUGUUCAGUCAUAGGAAAACCGAGUUAAAACGAGUUGAAACACUGCUUGUCAGAAGUGAGAUUCAAACCCGCACCGGAAACUUUUUUUAAGCACUCAAGGAAAACAAAAAUCUAAUGUUGCUGAUGGCUGUUAUUUCUGCACAAAGAAGAACUGAAAUUAUCCAGUGAAGGUCUUGUUGUUUUUCUUCUGUAGAGUUUUAUUUCUUUAUCAGAUGCCUGUUCAAUGUGUGGACUUAAAAACAAAAAUCCUAUUAAAAUGAUUUUCCUGUAACAUGUCA
Molecule: messenger RNA, 1692 nt
Organism: Thunnus maccoyii (southern bluefin tuna)
Lineage: Eukaryota; Metazoa; Chordata; Actinopteri; Scombriformes; Scombridae
Gene: lmo4lb
Product: LIM domain transcription factor LMO4-B
Exons: 5
Coding region: 390-869 (159 amino acids)
Source: RefSeq, a predicted model, not a curated record